AUCGCCCCUGCCCUCUCUCCGGUCGAUCCAACGGUCGCGACCGCGUCGAGCACGACACCACAUUCAUUCCGCACAAACACAUUCGCUACUGACGAACCACCACAACUAUCAUCAUGCUCUCGCUUGUCGCAGUCUCGACGCUCCUUCUCGGCGCAAACGCGCUCACCCCCUCCAACAUCAUGCGCCGCACCGACGGUUCCCUCACUGGCAUCAAGUACACCGGUGUCGGCGGCUCGGGCAGCUAUCAGGAGGUCACGAACAUGGUCGCGGGUACAUGGCCUUCCUGCACGGCCAACCCUUCGUGUGAACAGUCUCCCAAGGAAGUCAGCGGCAACCUGGCUCCCUUCGAUGAUGAGAUAACCGUUGCGUUCCGUGGACCCCUGAAUGUCAAGAACAUCGCCGUUUAUCAGCCGGGCAACAGCUCAGCCGCUACCUGGUCACAGACGAGUUCCUGGGCUGCAGGCGGUGACACCAACAACCUCGUUUUCAUGAACAACAUGGGAGGAGGUCUGAGUGGGGAAUGGACCAUAUGUGGCGGCGCUAGCCAGUCGUACGCCAAUGGGACCUGGGACGGUUCUGCCGCCUCCCCCACGACUGGAACCUCGGGCUAUCUUCCUGAGACCAUGGAAAUUAACAUCAUGACGAAUGAAACCUGCGCGGAUAGCGCUUGCAGUGGUUUCUCGCGCGGCACGGCAAACCACGGCUGGUCGGGCUCCAAGCUCAUGGUGCUGACGUUCAACAUGCCCCCGUCGUCCGACGCAAGCAACGUCCCCGCCAUCUGGGCGCUCAACGCACAGGUGGUGCGUGCGGCACAGUACGGCUGCAACUGCCGUGGCGAAGGCGGCAACGGAGGUUGCGGCGAACUCGACAUCCUCGAGGUGAUCGCGGGCAGCGACAUCGACAAUGCCAUCUCCGAGAUCUACUCGUUCAAGGGCGCGACCGGCUCCGGCGCGAGCGCGUUCCCGCGGCCGACGGGUGACGACGUCACGUAUGGCGUGAUCUUCGACGUGCAGAGUGAUACCAUCGCGAUCCAGCAGUUCACGGAGUGGGACUUCACGCAGAACGCGGUGCCGCGCAGCAUCAUCGAGGGCUACCUCGGCGCGUCCGGCGCGAUGGCGGUGUCGUUCAGCUCCAACGCGCGCCGCGCAGACCGCCGCUCGAUCUUCGGUGCGCACCGCCGCCACCACCACUAGAGGCCGCUGCGCCCCUGACCUGACCGCGCGCCGUGUCCAGUGUGGCUCGUGCUCGCGUCCACCCUCUUCUGGUUCUGGCUAGACUAGACGUACUCGUCUCUAUACCUAUACCUUCUAAGUUGUUGUUUUCUCAUACCUUCGCAUCAACGGGUUGACUUAUUUGCCCUUGUUCACGUUCUUCCGCGCGCCAGCCGCCCGCGUGGCGCUCGGCCGCCACGUCUUCCCGCUCGUCGUCUCCUCUGAGCCUAGCUGCUCGCUAUCUGUCGCAUUGCUGCCGCUGUUGUCGUACCUGGUGUAGCCGCCGACUCUGCGGAGAAUGUCCAUUUAGUGUUGUUGUCCGGA
This is a messenger RNA of Postia placenta MAD-698-R-SB12, 1535 nucleotides long. RefSeq lists its product as hypothetical. Lineage: Eukaryota; Fungi; Basidiomycota; Agaricomycetes; Polyporales; Adustoporiaceae. Bases 114 to 1193 code for a protein of 359 amino acids. The transcript is spliced from 4 exons. The record is from RefSeq and is a predicted model, not a curated record. Gene Ontology annotation, cellular component: fungal-type cell wall.